Messenger RNA from Chilo suppressalis (striped riceborer), 1419 nucleotides. The record is from the annotation of a GenBank genome assembly. Lineage: Eukaryota; Metazoa; Arthropoda; Insecta; Lepidoptera; Crambidae.
AUGAACAGACAAAGUGGCAAUGUACAAAACUCCGACUUGAGUCAUCCACAUGAUGUGAGUAAUAAUCAAGCUAUGUCUUUAUUAAAAGUAGAAACCCCGAAACCUGCGGGAUCAAAAGAAAAUGGACGUGACAGUUCCGAAGAUUUACUUGAUCUCAAAGGAAAAGUCGAAUCCCGACUAUUAUCUAUGUGGAAUAACGUAAAGUUUGGAUGGACUGUUAAAUUAAAAACUAGCUUUUCUAAAGAAUCCCCUGUGUGGCUACUAGGGCGUUGUUAUCAUCGCAAAUUAAGUCCAACAGGUUCCUUAGAAUCUUCAACAGAAAUUGGAACUGAAGCAACUGCUCAGCAACCAAUGGAACAGAUUUAUGGAGAGGGUAUUGAAGGAUUUAAAUCUGAUUUUAUUAGCCGACUUUGGAUGACAUAUAGAAGAGAAUUUCCUAUUAUGACCGGCUCUACAUUCACUACAGAUUGUGGUUGGGGGUGCAUGCUGAGAAGUGGGCAAAUGAUGCUUGCACAAGCUUUAGUUUGUCACUUUCUUGGACGUUCAUGGAGAUGGUGUCCAGAAAAAUCCAUUCAAAAUGCUAGAGAAUUUCAAGAAGACUGUCUUCAUCGAAUGAUAAUAAAAUGGUUUGGUGACAAGUCAUCAGUAAAUAGCCCUUUAUCAAUUCACAAUAUGGUCAUUUUAGGUGAAGCUUUGGGUAAGAAGCCAGGGGAUUGGUAUGGGCCAGCCUCUGUAGCUCACUGCCUUAAAUCAGUUGUAAAAGCUGCUUCAAAAGAAAAUUAUGAAUUUGAUAGAAUAGAAGUAUAUGUUGCUCAAGACUCUACAGUUUAUGUUCAAGAUGUAUAUUCAAUUUGUAGAUUACCAAAUGGAUCAUGGAAAUCACUUAUUCUUUUAGUACCUGUAAAAUUGGGUACUGAUAAGUUUAAUCCCAUAUAUGGUCCAUGUCUCACUUCACUUUUAACUUUAGACUUUUGUGUUGGAAUAAUAGGCGGUAGACCAAAACAUUCUCUCUAUUUUGUAGGAUACCAAGAUGACAGAUUAAUUCAUUUGGAUCCACAUUAUUGUCAAGAAAUGGUGGAUGUUUGGCAGCCAAACUUUUCAUUACAGACAUUUCAUUGCCGCUCACCGAGGAAAAUGCCUCUUAGUAAAAUGGACCCAUCAUGUUGCAUUGGAUUUUAUUUGGCAACACAACAUGACUUUGAGACCUUUGUCAAUGUCAUUACAUCUUUUCUAAUUCCACAAGGUGUCUCAGCUAAUUUUGAAUAUCCUAUGUUUACCUUACAUAGUGGAUCAAGUAGCACUGUUAUUGAUUUUCCUAAAAUAAGAACUUCAAUUUAUGAAACAGAGCAGAACUGGGUGACACCUAACCUGCAUGAUAGUGAUACUGAUAUUGAAUCAGAGGAAUUUGUAUUAGUAUAA